AUGGCGGCUACACUUCCUCUCUUAUGUAUCGAAGCAAUAAUUGAGAAUCUAUCAAAUAAUAAUGAACAGCAACAACCGCGACGAUUUCAACAAUCACAUUUUAAGCUACUCUUAAUUAAUCGGCAUUGGUGUCAAAGUAUCAUGCCGAAACUUUGGAUUAAACCGUUCGACGAUUGCAGCGCUCGAAACGAACCUAAAUUAUUUCAAACUGUCGUCAAUUGUCUUGAUGAAGAAACAAAAUUAUUACUUGCGCCAGAGUUUUUGAACAAGUCACCGCCAACAUUCCAAUAUCUUUAUUUCAUCAAAUAUUUGAACAUCAUAACAUUAAUUGAAGUGGCAAUUCGCUCUCGAAUGCAACGGAAUAAAAUUGAACUCGCGUAUGCAAUUUACCGUAAAUUACUCAGCAACGACGUCGGUCACACUCUGAAUAAGCUCAAUAUCAAUUUCGCGACAGCUUCUCGUUCGCAUAUACGAUGGGACACCGUGAGCAAAUUCUCGAAUAAAAAUUUCGUCCGAGAUUGGGAUCCUUUUCGUCUUACCAACGGUCGGAAAUCCCUCGCGAAUCUUUUCAGUCUGACGCUAUCCGAGGAAUACAGUAAUCGUUUCUUACCGGUUGCUGCGAAAGCAUGUCCAAAUGUGUCGGAAAUUUUUAUUGAAAUUUUUCCCGGGGAAAGUACGUUUAUGCAGCCAACCUCUUUGCAACGUAUCUACAAGAUGUUCUCGUUGCUGGAUCUGUUUCCAAAAUUAUCGAGUUUCUGCUUAUUUCACGUUCGCCGCCGCCGAGUCAGUUAUAAAUCCAGCAAAUUCCUGGAAGAACUGGGUGAUCAUCUGCCAUCGAAAAAAUAUCAUCAUUUUAUUCUCGACAUAAAUCUUGAAUUCUCUGGAGAAUCUCUGGACACAUUCUUUCAGAAAACGACGGCAACGUUUCAAACCUUUGCAAUCCCAGCAGUGGAUUACAUCUCGGAUCAAUGUUUGGACGUCUUUAUAAAAUACGCGGAAAGUCAUAAGAUAAAAGAGCUUGAUAUCGGAAAGGCUAGACUCACCUCUAAAGAGGCAUUGGAAGAAGCGAAAAAAGUCAUCCCAAAGAUUCAUCGUAAUCCAGCCUACGUUUUGGAUUUUAUUAUUGUAGAAGACGAUAUAUGGGAUGAAAUUUUCAGUAUGUUCUAG
Messenger RNA from Ambispora leptoticha, 1167 nucleotides. The record is from the annotation of a GenBank genome assembly. NCBI's taxonomy places the organism in Eukaryota, Fungi, Glomeromycota, Glomeromycetes, Archaeosporales, Ambisporaceae.